AUGGGUGACCCGCAGUACAUGAAGUUCCCCGACCUCAGACUGGCCCAGUCCGUCUUCACCCUCGCCUCGCCCUCUGCCUCGUCGUCAGCGAAACAAUCCUCCCUCACAGCCCUCCAAGAUGCCAUCCGAGAGCACAAGAUGGCUCCUCUCUACCACUACCUCGCACAUCCCCAGACCGGCAAGCUGAACGCCUCGGGAGAGUCUGGCUCCAGCCAAAAGACCUCAUCAUCCUCGCCCGUACCCUCGCUACGAAGAACAUCCAGCAUCAACACGACCAGCAUCAUCGGCGUUCUGGGCGGUUUUAAGCAGACCGGUGGAGCCGACUUGCCAUGGGACGAGAAGCUGUACGAAGAGAUGAAGCGCGAGAACGAGGAAGAGCUGGCCGCCAUCCAAAAGGAGGAGGACGAAGCCGCCGAGCGCGAAGGCGACACCGAGGUCAACACUGCCCGUGGCAAGCGCGCAGAGCUGUAUGCCCGCAUUGGUGACAAGGACAAGGCUCUCGAGGCUUUCGAGAAGCUGCUGGAAAAGACUGGCAUCCUGGCCUCCAAGAUCGAUAUCGUGCUGGCCAUCAUCCGCAUCGCCAUGUUCUUUGACGACAAGAACCUGGUCAAGAAGAGUGUCGAGCGCUGUUCGGCCUUGGUCGAGUCUGGUGGUGACUGGGACCGUCGCAACCGCCUAAAAGCCUACCAAGGUCUCCACCUCAUUACCAUCCGCUCCCACGCUGCCGCCGCUCCUCUCCUUCUCGACUCUCUCAGCACUUUCACCGCCACCGAACUUUGCUCAUACAGCAAUUUGGUUGUUUACGCCGUCCUCGCUGGCAGCGUGGCCCUGCCUCGCCGUGACUUCAAGUCGCGUGUCGUCGAUGCUCCCGAGAUCCGCGCCAUUGUUGGGUCCGAAGACAGCAACGAGAGACUUGCCGGUCUUUCUGGCGCCGUCUCGUCGCACCCAUCAGCCGGCACUGACGCCAGCGCUAUGGACGUCGACACCACAUCAUCAGCCACUCCCAAACCCGCCGUCGUCAACCUUACCACUCUAAACUCAGGCUCGGCCGAGCAAGAAAAGGCCGAACCCGAAAUCGACUUCUCUCCCCUCGCCCAGAUGAUCCGCUCCCUUUACUCUGGCCACUACCAAAACUUCUUCCACGCCCUCAGCACAGUCGAGACCCAAUUCCUCGCUCAAGACCGCUACCUCUACGAACAUCGCCGCUGGUACGUCAAGGAGAUGCGCCUGCGUGCCUAUGCGCAGUUGCUACAAAGCUACAAGGUUGUGGGUCUGGAGAGCAUGGCCCAGAGCUUUGGUGUCAGUGUUGAUUGGCUGGACCGUGAUCUGGCUCCUUUCAUUGCCAGCCAGCGUCUUCCUUGCACCAUCGAUCGCGUCAAGGGUGUUAUCGAGACACAACGUGCUGGCGACAAGAACAAGCAGUACACUGAUGUCGUCAAGCAGGGUGAUCAGCUGAUUACCAAGCUGCAAAAGUACGGUCAGGUCGUCAGACUGCGCGGUAGUGAGAGAACUUAG
Molecule: messenger RNA, 1515 nt
Organism: Aureobasidium uvarum
Lineage: Eukaryota; Fungi; Ascomycota; Dothideomycetes; Dothideales; Saccotheciaceae
Source: the annotation of a GenBank genome assembly